AUGGCUUCCCACAAGAUGAUUAACUACCGGAUGCGCGUAACAUUGAACGAUGGUCGUCAAAUGACCGGUUCCAUGCUUGCAUUUGAUAAGCACAUGAAUCUAGUUCUUGCAGAUACGGAGGAAUUCCGUCGCAUCAAGCGGAAGUCCAAGCCCACCGCCGGUCCCACAAACGCCCCGAUGGUCGAAGCGGAAGAGAAGCGAAGCCUCGGCCUGACUAUUGUGCGCGGUACUCAGGUCGUCUCUUGCUCUGUUGAAGGACCUCCUCCUGCCGACCCCUCUGCCCGACUUGGCACCGCCGGACCCGGCGCAGCUGCCACUCUUGCCGCGGGCCCUGGUAUCAGCAAGCCCGCUGGCCGUGGCCUGCCUAUCGGACUCGGAGGCCCUGCAGCCGGUGUUGGUGGACCCCCACCCCCGGGCGGUUUUGGAUUCCCCCCUGGUGGUUUCCCCGGGGCCCCUCCUCCAGGCUUCGCUGGACGUGCUGGUUUCGCUCCUCCUCCUGGAUUUGCUCCUCAGGGUGGCCCCCCUGCCGGUUUCCAACCUCCUCCUGGCUUCCAGCCUCCCGGUCAGGGGCGUGGAUACCCUCCCCCUGGAUUUGGUGGCAGGUAA
Messenger RNA from Penicillium coprophilum, 606 nucleotides. RefSeq names its product small nuclear ribonucleoprotein-associated protein. Gene Ontology annotation, molecular function: RNA binding. The record is from RefSeq and is a predicted model, not a curated record. The transcript has 5 exons. Gene Ontology annotation, cellular component: U2 snRNP; U4/U6 x U5 tri-snRNP complex; U4 snRNP. Lineage: Eukaryota; Fungi; Ascomycota; Eurotiomycetes; Eurotiales; Aspergillaceae. The coding region runs from base 1 to 606 and encodes 201 amino acids. Gene Ontology annotation, biological process: mRNA splicing, via spliceosome.